CCGUUUAAGAGUGUUUUCUUAUUAUUUUUUUUUGUAAAUUAAACAAAGUUCUAUUAAUCGGAGACUCUCACUGCCACCAAACAAACACCAUCAAGAUGAGUCCGCCGCAACUCUUGAGCAAAGACUCCCCGGAUAUUGAGGAUCUGCUGUCGCUGAAUCCACGCGUCAAGACCCAGUGCUCUGUGGUGCCCACCAAGCAGACGAAGGAGAACAAAAAGCACUGGAAGCGAAAUGCUGACCAUGCUGCACCGCCCUGCACCACGCUGGCGAAUGACUUCUCGGACAUUAAGCACACGACGCUGUCGGAACGUGGAGCUCUGGAAGAGGCGGCUAGGUGCCUGAAGUGCGCAGAUGCGCCAUGCCAGAAGUCCUGCCCCACGCAGCUGGACAUUAAAAGCUUCAUCACGAGCAUUGCGAACAAGAACUUUUAUGGGGCCGCCAAGGCAAUCUUCUCGGACAAUCCUUUGGGACUCACCUGUGGCAUGGUCUGCCCCACAAGUGACCUCUGUGUUGGAGGCUGCAAUCUCCAGGCCUCGGAGGCGGGUGCCAUUAACAUUGGUGGCCUGCAGCAGUUCGCCACCGAAGUGUUUAAGCAGAUGGGGGUGAGCCAGCGUAGAACGCCGCAUGCGGAGGCCAACCCGUUGGCCGGAAAGAUUGCUCUGCUGGGAGGAGGCCCAGCCUCCCUGUCCUGCGCCACCUUCCUGGGGCGUCUGGGCUAUCGGGAUGUGACCAUCUAUGAGCGCAGGAGCUACCUGGGCGGACUGAGUGCUGCUGAGAUUCCGCAAUACCGUCUUCCCAUAGAUGCGGUCAACUUUGAGAUCGAUCUGGUCAAGAAUCUGGGUGUACGCAUCGAAACCGGUCGCUCCCUGAGCACCAAGGAUCUGACUAUUCAGGGUCUGCUCUCCUCUGGUCACGAUGCCGUCUUCGUUGGCAUUGGUCUGCCGGAACCCAAGCUCAACCCGAUCUUCGCUGGCCUAGAUCCCAGCAAUGGCUUCUACACAUCCAAGAACUUCCUGCCACUGGUGUCUGAUGGCUCCAAACCGGGACUUUGCGCCUGCAAGGCAUCCGCCGGAUUGCCCAAGCUUCACGGCAACGUCAUUGUCCUGGGAGCCGGAGACACAGCCUUCGAUUGUGCCACCUCGGCGCUGAGAUGCGGUGCCCGGCGAGUGUUUGUGGUGUUCCGUAAAGGAUCUUCGGGCAUCCGGGCGGUGCCUGAGGAAGUGGAGCUGGCUCGCGACGAACGGUGCGAGCUGCUGCCUUACUUAAGUCCCCGGAAGGUGAUUGUCAAGGAUGGGCUGAUCACCGCCAUGGAGUUCUGCCGCACGGAGCAAAACGACAAGGACGAAUGGGUGGAGGAUGAGGAGCAGACGCAGCGUCUGAAGGCCAACUUUGUCAUCUCUGCAUUUGGCUCGGGCCUAGAGGAUGCGGAUGUUAAGGCAGCCCUGGCUCCACUGCAGUUCCGCGGAGAGCUACCCAUUGUCGACAGGGUCACCAUGCAGAGCAGUCUGAGCCAGGUGUUCCUUGGCGGAGAUCUGGCCGGUGUGGCUAAUACCACGGUGGAGUCGGUUAACGAUGGCAAAGUGGCCGCCUGGAGCAUCCACUGUCAGCUUCAGGGACUUCCCCUGGACACGCCAGCUGCCCUGCCACUGUUCUACACGGACAUCGAUGCCGUUGACAUAUCCGUUGAGAUGUGCGGCCUGAAGUUCGAGAAUCCAUUCGGUCUGGCCUCGGCCCCGCCCACCACCAGCACGGCCAUGAUCCGACGCGCCUUCGAGCAGGGUUGGGGUUAUGUGGUCACCAAGACGUUCGGCCUCGACAAGGAUCUCGUCACCAAUGUGUCACCUCGCAUCGUUAGGGGCACCACUUCCGGCUACAAGUACGGACCCCAGCAGGGUUGCUUCCUGAACAUCGAGCUCAUCUCGGAAAAGCGCGCCGAGUACUGGUUGAAGUCGAUUGGAGAACUGAAGCGCGACUUCCCAGAGAAGAUCGUAAUUGCCAGCAUCAUGUGCAGCUUCAACGAGGACGAUUGGACAGAGCUGGCCAUCAAGGCGGAGCAGUCGGGUGCUGAUGCUCUGGAGCUCAAUCUGUCCUGCCCGCACGGCAUGGGCGAGCGGGGAAUGGGUUUGGCCUGUGGCCAGGAUCCCGAACUGGUGGAGCAGAUCUCCCGAUGGGUGAGGAAGGCCGUCAAGCUGCCCUUCUUCAUCAAGCUGACGCCCAACAUCACGGAUAUCGCUUCCAUUGCGGCUGCGGCAAAGCGCGGAGGAGCUGACGGCGGAUCGGCCAUUAACACGGUCCAGGGGCUGAUGGGUCUCAAGGCGGAUGCUACUGCCUGGCCGGCGAUUGGUAAGGAGCAAAGGACCACCUAUGGUGGUGUCUCUGGCAACGCCACCCGUCCCAUGGCCCUGAAGGCCAUCUCGGACAUUGCUAGACGCGUGCCAGAUUUCCCCAUUCUCGGCAUCGGCGGCAUCGAUUCCGGUGAGGUGGCUCUGCAGUUCAUUCAGGCAGGUGCCACGGUGCUCCAGAUCUGUUCGUCUGUCCAGAAUCAGGACUUCACUGUCAUCGAGGAUUAUUGCACGGCAUUGAAGGCUCUGCUCUAUUUGAAGGCCAAUCCGCCGCCGGUGAACGGCGCCUUCUGGGAUGGCCAGUCGCCACCCACACCGGUUCAUCAAAAGGGCAAGCCAGUAGUCCGUCUAACCGGCGAGGGUAACGUCACUCUUGGCUUCUUCGGACCCUAUCAGCGGGAGCGGGACAUCAAGAUGGCGGAUCUGCGCAGCAAGCAGGGCGCUCUCUGGGAUGCCGAACAGGCGGCACAAGGUCCCACGGCAGUCGGAAAUGGAACUACACCAAAGGCAGUGCCUAGGAUUAAGGACUUAAUUGGCGCCGCUCUGGAGAGGAUUGGGCCGUACAACAAGCUGGACAACAAGCAGCAGAAGGUGGCUCUGAUUGACGAUGACAUGUGCAUCAACUGUGGCAAGUGCUAUAUGACUUGCGCCGAUUCCGGAUACCAGGCCAUUGAGUUCGACAAGGACACGCACAUUCCGCACGUGAACGACGAUUGCACGGGCUGCACGCUCUGCGUCUCCGUGUGUCCAAUUAUCGACUGCAUCACCAUGGUACCGAAAAAGAUCCCACACGUGAUCAAGAGGGGGCUGGAGGAGAAGACCUACUACACCCACGCCCUCAGCCAAUGCCAGUAGAUGUUCCUAGUUUAUAUACUUAUGUAAUUGAUAUUAAAUCCAAUCUGUAUAAUCAAAGCAUAUACAAUAAAUAUUACAAAAAGCA
This is a messenger RNA of Drosophila serrata, 3282 nucleotides long. It is a transcript of the gene su(r), whose product is annotated as dihydropyrimidine dehydrogenase su(r). Gene Ontology annotation, molecular function: iron-sulfur cluster binding; dihydropyrimidine dehydrogenase (NADP+) activity; NADP binding. Gene Ontology annotation, cellular component: cytoplasm; cytosol. Lineage: Eukaryota; Metazoa; Arthropoda; Insecta; Diptera; Drosophilidae. The record is from RefSeq and is a predicted model, not a curated record. Gene Ontology annotation, biological process: uracil catabolic process; 'de novo' pyrimidine nucleobase biosynthetic process; thymine catabolic process.